Messenger RNA from Cynocephalus volans (Philippine flying lemur), 910 nucleotides. It is a transcript of the gene INO80C, whose product is annotated as INO80 complex subunit C. The transcript is spliced from 5 exons. Bases 67 to 645 code for a protein of 192 amino acids. Gene Ontology annotation, biological process: chromatin remodeling. Gene Ontology annotation, cellular component: Ino80 complex. NCBI's taxonomy places the organism in Eukaryota, Metazoa, Chordata, Mammalia, Dermoptera, Cynocephalidae. The record is from RefSeq and is a predicted model, not a curated record.
GAGCCGGAAGUCACAGGGCCCGCAGUGGGACAGAGGUGGGGGGAGCACGAGGAAGACUCAGGGAGGAUGGCUGCUCAAAUUCCAAUUGUGGCCACCACUCUCACUCCCGGGGCAGCCCGCAACAGCAAGAAGAGGCCGUCCAGCCCUUCUCAUAACGGCAGCAGUGCCGGGGGCUACGGCGCGAGUAAGAAGAAGAAAGCGUCCGCCUCCAGCUUCGCGCAGGGUAUCAGCAUGGAAGCCAUGAGUGAGAAUAAAAUGGUGCCCUCUGAGUUUAACACAGGAUCUGUGGAAAAAACUGCCAGACCCUUGCCAUUUAAGGAUCCCAACUUUGUGCACUCUGGCCACGGUGGCGCAGUAGCUGGCAAGAAGAACAGAACCUGGAAGAACCUGAAACAAAUUCUCGCUUCUGAAAGGGCAUUGCCGUGGCAACUAAACGAUCCUAACUACUUCAGUAUUGAUGCUCCACCAUCCUUUAAACCAGCUAAGAAGUAUUCUGAUGUUUCAGGUCUUCUUGCCAACUACACGGACCCCCAGAGCAAGCUGCGGUUCAGCACCAUCGAAGAGUUUUCCUACAUUCGGAGGCUGCCGUCCGAUGUGGUCACCGGCUAUCUGGCCCUGAGGAAGGCCACAAGCAUCGUUCCCUGAGCCUGAGAGAUGAGACGAAGUGGAAAACUGUUUCAAAGGCAGACUUUGGACUCACAGUUUUGUUUCAUGGAAACAAACUCAUUCUGCUGUCAAUCUGAAAAUGCCAGUGUUGUGCCUUGGAAAGAAUGUUUGGCUUUAAUUUAAAGUUUUUUUCUGUUUUCCCUCCAAGUGUGAUAUUUCCCGUUGAAUUAAGUUACACUUCAGUUGUUGCCUCAAGUAAAGUUAUUUGACAAGAAAAUACAAUAAAAUUGUGCUUUUAAUUUAA